AUGUUGUCUAACACAGACAAGCUCCCAGAAGAUGAAGAGCCCAAUAGAAGCUCCUGGACAGCCACUCUUGUUCUGACAGUUUGUUCUGCUGCGAUUGGAGGAACCUUCCAGUAUGGCUACAACAUCUCAAUCAUCAACGCUCCCACCAGCUACAUCCAGACCUUUAUCAAUGACACCUACAUGGAACGAUGGGGUGUUGGCUUGGACACCCCGCAGGUAAUCGGACUUACCGAGAUUCUUGGUGGUAAAAAUCUUUGGCCUUUUUUGCUGGCUAGUAAUGCCAUCCCUGCUGUUAUCCAAGUCCUAACCCUACCCUGGUUCCCUGAAAGCCCUAGGUACCUCCUCAUCGACAAGGGUGAUCGCCAAUCCUGCGAACGAGCGCUGUCGAGACUCCGCGGUGGUGACGUUCCCAUUGCAGAGAUGCAAGAGAUGAUGCAAGAGAAAGAGCAGCUCAGAUCCUCGGCUGUCAAAUCCAAUUCCACCGCAAAAACACCUUGGGCGCUUCUCAAAGACCCGCACCUUCAAACUCAACUCCGGACCGUCAUGGCGGCCAGCAGCGCCAUGAUGCUCUGUGGAAACGACUCCAUCUACUUUUACGCAUACUACAUCUUCCUGGCGGCCGGCAUAUCCCCGCAGCACAUCCAGUACGCCACCAUCGGCACUGGAGCUUCUGAAUUCUUAUCGUCCAUCCUCAGCAACUAUUUGAUCGAGCGAGCUGGCCGUCGCUACCUUCUGAUUGGAGGAUACAGCCUGAUGUCUUGUUGGGGCAUUGUUUUCACCAUAGCGUUGGUUCUUCAAGGUCAGGGUGUCGCGGGAAUGGCCUAUCUGAGCAUGGCUUGCGUUUUUGCGUACAUUUUAAGUUUUGGUUUAGGGCCAGCUGGAGUGACAGGCAUUUUACCGGCAGAGAUCUUUGACCAGGCUGCGCGGCCGGCCGCCUACAUGAUCGCAGGGUCGUUCAUGUGGGUUAGCUUAUUUUUAGUCGGAAUGGUAUUCCCGUUUAUCAUCAGCUACUUUGGGAACUUCUGCCUUUUGCCGUUCGUGAUUGUGUGCGUUGCGGCCGCCGCGUUUUUGGGUUGGACACUGACGGAAACAAAAGGGAAGACGCUGACGGAGAUAACGUUGGAGUUUGAUAAGAAGAAUGCAGUUGGAGGAGAAAACAGACCUGUCGGCAGUCCAAGCCUAAACCAGUACCAUCCGGGGAAGACGUGCUCUUUCACAUCCUUAACAGACGAAGAAGACCCAGUGGAGAAGAGUCGAAAAUAA
Molecule: messenger RNA, 1263 nt
Organism: Knipowitschia caucasica
Lineage: Eukaryota; Metazoa; Chordata; Actinopteri; Gobiiformes; Gobiidae
Source: the annotation of a GenBank genome assembly